GCAAACAAAACGUCGCCUACGUCAUCAAACAUAGCUUCGUCGAGUUCAGGCAGUUCAGCGAAAAAAUGCUACAAUUGCGGAGAUGAUUCACAUUUUGUUAGAGACUGUCCACGCAAAAGGGUGAAAUGUUUCAAAUGCGGUGUAGAAGGUCACCGAGCAACAGAGUGCUCUACAGUUGGAAACUUAGUUAAGAUGGAGAAAAACGCAAACAUGAUGAAGACGAAAGCAGCAGUAAAGCCCAAUAAGAUAAGCAGUUUAACUUUCAAGGACAUUUGGAUGAAUGGAGUAUGUGUUUCGGCAUUAAUCGAUACGGGUGCAGAUGUAUGUUUGAUGCGAUACGAUACACUGUUGAUGUUGGAUUUGGACGUGAAGCUGACAAAGGAAAGAGUAUGCUUGGUCGGAAUUGGGGACAGUGAACUUACAACAAUAGGUAGCUUCUCCAUUCGCGUUGAAGUUGAUGGCAUAUGGUUAGAAAUGAAAUUCCAUGUUGCCAAAGAGACUGAUUUGAAGUAUGCUCUAGUAAUUGGUAACAAUAUUUUGAAGGAUGUCGAUCUGAUUGUAACCGAGGAUGGUGCGGAGUUCAGACAAAAGGAAGCAGGGAAACAACAAUGUAAGGUGCAACAACUGGCUGAUAAGCAUAGCGAGGAAAGCUCGGAUGGUGCUGAUGCUAAGGAGCAUGCAGCUGAAGCCGUCGAGCUGGAGACUAAGGUCAUGGGUGAGCACAAGCAGGUGCAAAAGACUAUGAGCCGAAACAGUGGUAUGCAAAAGGCGGUGGCUAUAGAGCACAGCGAGUACGUGAGCUAGCGCGCUGCUGUGGCUGAGGAGCCACGUGAGCAUCCACCAAUGUGGAACGCUAUGGAGAAGCUGUAUACUGAAGGCGCAGGCAAGAGCGCUGUUGUAGCAGGAAAAUCAGUGGCAG
This is a messenger RNA of Bactrocera neohumeralis, 919 nucleotides long. RefSeq lists its product as uncharacterized. The record is from RefSeq and is a predicted model, not a curated record. The coding region runs from base 193 to 804 and encodes 203 amino acids. Gene Ontology annotation, biological process: proteolysis. The transcript has a single exon. Gene Ontology annotation, molecular function: aspartic-type endopeptidase activity. Lineage: Eukaryota; Metazoa; Arthropoda; Insecta; Diptera; Tephritidae.